This is a messenger RNA of Ostertagia ostertagi, 792 nucleotides long. Lineage: Eukaryota; Metazoa; Nematoda; Chromadorea; Rhabditida; Trichostrongylidae. The record is from the annotation of a GenBank genome assembly.
AUGGACUUCACGCUAGAUUUCUAUAUGCGGCAAACAUGGCAGGAUCCUAGGCUGGCAUUUGGUGCCUUGGAUCUCGGCAUGGCCAAGCAGAUCUCUUAUUACGUGGUCGGUGUUGACUAUUUGGACCGAUUAUGGAAGCCGGACACGUUUUUCCCGAACGAGAAGAAAUCGUUUUUCCAUCUGGCCACCACGCAUAACUCGUUUCUUCGAAUCGACAGCGACGGCACGGUCUACACUAGUCAACGGCUCACGGUAACCGCUACCUGUCCGAUGAAACUGCAGCUGUUUCCGAUGGAUUCACAACGAUGCAAACUCGAGAUUGAAAGCUGUAACGGCACGUCGCCGUCUGUUCGCUCGGCACAUACAACGUCAAAUGACGUCAUCGACGAUACUGUAGCUGAAGACGGCUACAGUAUCCUCGAUAUAAACUAUGUGUUCGCCUCGAAAGAGUCCGUGACGCGAUCUGAAUUCGAACUACCACAAUUCGUGCUCGUCGACGUGAAGAUCAGCAACAAAACGGAAAAGCUCAGUUCAGGCGAAUACUCUCGACUUACGAGUUAUUUUCUUUUCAAGAGGAAUAUCGGCUUCUACAUCAUUCAAAUCUACCUGCCAUCAGUGCUCAUCGCUUGUUGUCAUUCGUGGAAGAAAAUCGACCGGUUUCAAUGGACAGGUCUUCCAGUAAUGGUUGGCAUUCUUUAUAUUUUGCUUAUUAUACGUCGUGACGCCACACCCGCCCGAGUGGCACUCGGAGUGACGACCGUGUUGACAAUGACCACUCUGAUGACAACUACC